Molecule: messenger RNA, 1618 nt
Organism: Protobothrops mucrosquamatus (brown spotted pit viper)
Lineage: Eukaryota; Metazoa; Chordata; Lepidosauria; Squamata; Viperidae
Gene: POFUT3
Product: fucosyltransferase 10
Exons: 4
Coding region: 205-1614 (469 amino acids)
Cellular component (GO): Golgi membrane
Molecular function (GO): alpha-(1->3)-fucosyltransferase activity
Source: RefSeq, a predicted model, not a curated record
UAAUUCGAAGGAAUUCCUGAUUGAGGAAGCUACAGUAAUACAAGGUCGAGGAUCAACUCAGGUUUGAUGGCACUUCUUCUCCCACCAGUAACCACAAUUGAGAAGAACAAGGAUUUCUAGGGAAAAUACAUUGGACCAGUUAUUGGACAUGUUAAGGAUCCCUGAGCCCCAAACAGGAAGACUUUGUAUGCCUGAUCAUAAGGCAUGAAAAGAAUUAAGAAGAAAAGAUUUUGGGCAUCUUGCUUCUGUUUUAUGGCUUCCUUUUUUCUCCUGAUCACUUUCCAGGUGAUUGUAGAACUGGGCAGGUCUGAACAGUUGACUUCACAAAACGACGCUUCCAGAGAAGAUGGGUUACAGAAAUAUCCUCUGUUUUUCAAAAGGCCAAAACCUGACCACAGUACAAGAAAGAAAGUGCACAAAGGCACGUAUCCCAUCUUGCUGUGGUGGUCUCCACUCACAGGAGAGUCUGGAAGGCAGGCUCAGUGUGGCGAGGAUAUUUGCUUCUUUACCAUUAACAGGACUUACCAACACAAUCCUAUGACUAGAGCCUUUCUUUUUUACGGUACUGAUUUCAGCAUACACAGCUUACCUUUGCCCCGUGCAGGCUUCCAUGACUGGGCUCUUUUUCACGAGGAGUCCCCCAAAAACAACUACAAGCUUUUCCAAGCUCCUACCAUCACUUUGUUCAACCACACAGCCACUUUCAGCCGCCACUCACACCUAUCGCUUACCACCCAGUAUCUUGAAAGUAUUAAGGCCUUGAAGUCGCUGAAGUACACAGUUUCUUUGCAAAAAAAGAACAGCUUGCGGAAGAGACUUGCGCCGCUGGUCUAUGUACAAUCUGAUUGUGAUCCUCCCUCUGACAGAGACAGUUACGUAAAAGAGCUGAUGGCUCACAUUGAAAUUGAUUCCUACGGGGCUUGUUUGCAUAAUAGAGAUCUUCCAGAGCAUCUCCAAAAUCCAUCCUCCAUGGACAGCGAUAGUUUUUACAAAAUACUUGCUCAGUAUAAAUUCGUCCUGGCUUUUGAGAACUCAGUCUGUGAAGAUUAUAUCACUGAAAAACUCUGGAGGCCCUUAAAGCUGGGAGUGGUGCCUGUUUAUUAUGGCUCUCCCACUGUUCAAGACUGGCUUCCAAGCAACAAGAGUGCCAUUCUCAUCACAGAUUUUCCACACCCAAGGGACCUGGCUCAGUAUAUCAAAGCUUUGGAUGCAGAUGACAAGGAAUAUCUGGCCUACCUUGAAUGGAAGUUGAAAGGUGACAUUUCCAACAAACAAUUGCUUGCUGUUAUCAAAGAACGCACAUGGGGAGUGCAAGAUAUUAUGAAGGACAACUACAUAGAUGCCUUUGAGUGCAUGGUGUGCACCAGGGUAUGGGAAAAUAUCAGGAGCCAAGCGAAGGGAAUGCUACCAAGAAGAUGGAAGGUAGAAGCAAACCAUCUGAGCUGCCCCAGUCCUCAAGCGUUUACUUUUUCUCCUCUCAGUGUGCAGAGAACUGUGGUAUGGAGAUCAAGCUUUGAACAAUCUAAGAGAGAAGCUCGGGCACUGCAGCAGCUGGUAGAAAACAACAGGAAUUUCACAGCCCUGGAAUUUUGGACUCUGGUUUUUAGAGACUAGUUUA